Messenger RNA from Raphanus sativus (radish), 1071 nucleotides. Its product is annotated as riboflavin synthase. NCBI's taxonomy places the organism in Eukaryota, Viridiplantae, Streptophyta, Magnoliopsida, Brassicales, Brassicaceae. The record is from RefSeq and is a predicted model, not a curated record. The transcript has 2 exons. Gene Ontology annotation, biological process: riboflavin biosynthetic process. Gene Ontology annotation, molecular function: riboflavin synthase activity. The coding region runs from base 122 to 895 and encodes 257 amino acids.
UAAAUUUUGUUUGGUUGAAAUUACUUAUUGGAGUCGGUGGCAAAAACACCUACAACAAUACAGAGACGACGACUUAGCGCCGCCGUGGGUGGAAAAAUAGGAGGAUCACCGCAAAAAAACGAUGAUGGCCACUCAAUCUUUCAGUCUGCUUCCCUCUCCGCAGUUGCCGCCAAACAUCGCUUCAGUCAGACCAAAUAUCCUAAGAUUUGACUCAUCAAAGCUGACGACGAAAUGUGGAAGACAUCGGAGGCAAAAUCUGAGCAUCAGAUCGGUGUUCACGGGAAUCGUGGAAGAAAUGGGGCAAGUAAAGGAUAUGGGAUUAGCUGAUCACGGCGGAUUCGACCUUAAAAUCGGGGCGAGAGUGGUGGUGGAGGACGUGAAGCUAGGCGACAGCAUCGCCGUCAACGGUACUUGCCUAACUGUCACCCAUUUCGACGCCGAGGAGUUCACCGUCGGGUUAGCGCCGGAGACGCUGCGGAAAACGUCGCUGGAGGAGCUGGAGAGAGGAUCCCUGGUGAACCUGGAGCGAGCGCUGCAGCCGGUGAGCCGAAUGGGGGGACACGUGGUGCAGGGACACGUGGACGGUACGGGGGUGAUCGUUUCGAUGGAGGCUGAGGGAGAUUCGCUGUGGGUGAAGGUGAAAGCGGACAAGGCUUUGCUCAAAUACAUUGUCCCCAAGGGGUUUGUGGCGGUGGACGGGACGAGCCUGACGGUGGUGGAUGUGUCUGACGAGGAGAGCUGCUUUAACUUCAUGCUCGUUGCUUAUACCCAGCAGAAUGUGGUGAUUCCAACCAAGAAAGUUGGGCAGAAAGUCAACUUGGAGGUUGAUAUUAUGGGCAAAUACGUUGAGAGGCUUCUUCUCACCAUCAACACCCCACAGGAAAAGAAGGGCUGAAGCUCAGCUGGGAGAAAAAGGAAGCUCAUUUGGCAACUGUUGCUGUAUGUAAAAUUGAUCUUCAACACUCUGUUUCUUUGUAAUAUCAGCGACACCAAACUUACACCAAAUUGAUGGUCUAUUCAUUUGUGUCAAUUGGAGAAUAGGCUUAUGAUUGCAUUCCCCUUUUGUUUCUA